ACGAAACAGGCGACACAUACGGACAAUUCAGAUAAAGAAGAAUUCUGACGAGAACCAACAAGGAACCGGCAUGACGGAUAUCAUUCAACCCACUGAGGGCUGAGAACAUGAUCGCUUACCAUUCAUUCGCAUAUAUGAUAUAAAUAGGGCAAAUCAUCAGCCUGCAAAGAAGGCUGCUUUCCUUCCUGCCCUUCUGCAACCUCGCAAGAUGGAUUCUUCGUCCUAUAGUGAGAAGCGGGAUGAGGAUUCCGACAUCCCCAGCCGUCAUGUUGAGAUUGCAGCGUCUGCAGUCGACACAGGUGCUCAAUUCGCGACUGGAGCUGAAGAGACCAUCGAUCCUAGCGAGGCCAUUCGCAUUCGACGGAAAAUAGAUAGAAAUAUCUUGCCGAUGAUGUGCCUUCUUUACUUGGUUCAGUUCAUGGACAAGACCACUCUUGGUUAUGCCGCUAUUCUUGGGAUGAAGUACGAGGCCCAUCUCACCACUGAUCAGUACAACUGGCUUGGCACCAUAUUCUAUCUCAGUUACCUUGUCUUUGAAUAUCCUCAAAAUCUUGCCCUACAGCGUUUUCCUGUCGGGAAAUGGAUGAGUAUCAACAUCUUUGUGUGGUCGGUGGCUCUUUGCAGUCACGCUGCUUGCAAAAGUUUCGGGGGUCUUUUCGCCGCCCGUUUCAUACUUGGCAUAUGCGAGGGUUCUAUCACUGCGGGCUUCAUGAUCGUCAGCUCAAUGUUCUACACUCGGAAAGAGCAAACACUGCGAGUAGGGUAUUGGUUCCUUAUGAAUGGAACAGCUCAAAUAAUACUUGCCUUUGUUGCCUACGGUUCUCUGAACAUCACGAAGGUAUGCUUUUGGCUUUUCUUCCCUGACUCUCCCACAAACGCAUGGUUCUUGACACCGAAAGAACGUGCUCUUGCGGUUAAUCGCAUCAAAUCCAACCAAACUGGAGUGGAGAACAAACACUUCAAAAAAGAACAGAUGAUUGAAGUGUUCCUCGAACCUAAGACAUGGCUAUUCUUCAUCUUCUCCAUAGUAGACAACAUCCCUAAUUCGCUCACCAACCAAGGCACCAUCAUCAUCACCUCGUUCGGGUUCACGACGUUGCAGACCACUCUCCUUGGGUGCGUCAGCGGUGUCAUUGAGAUUGCCACCAUCUGGUCAGGCGUCGAAAUCUCUUCACGCAUACCAAACAGUCGUGCGUAUGUGGGCGCGGUAUACUUCCUGCCUAGUCUCCUUGGUGUAUUUUUGGUCAACCUCUUGCCGUGGUCUGACCAAGUCGGGUUGCUGUUUUCGGUGUGGUUAGGUACAAUCCAGAUAACUGCGUUCGUUAUGUCCCUUGCAUGGGUUUCGGCGACGACUGCAGGACACACCAAGAAAGUCACAAUGAAUGCAGUGAUGCUUUGCGGAUAUUGCAUUGGUAAUGCCGUUGGGCCUUUCAUGUGGCAAGAGAAGUACAAGCCUCGAAACCAUGUUCCAUGGAUAGUCAUCGGCGUUUGCUAUGUUGUUUCCAUCAUUCUACUAAUGAUCAUUCGAGCAUAUCUUGCGAAUGAAAAUAGGCGUCGGGAUGUUGAACCCCUCGACACGACUUACGACGACGUGUACACAGAACUUAUGGGAUCAGACGGUGUGAUGGAGAAGGUCAAAGUAGAAAAGGAAUUCUUGGAUUUGACCGACGUUCAAAAUCGGCAGUUUAGAUACGUAUUAUGAAUGCAUCGGAUUCAUUGACAUCAUUGCUAUCCCGUCACUGCUAAGUACCUUGUUUCGAUAUCUUUCUUGACGCCCCAAGACACGGUAUAUAUGGUAGAAUCCACUUAAUCUUUUCAAUAUCGUUGUCGUUGAAUAAAUAAUUUAUGUGAUGAUACAGGCAGUGCAAUGUAGGUUGUAAAGGUAGGUAGGUAAAGCAAAGCAGAUAAUUUA
Messenger RNA from Lentinula edodes (shiitake mushroom), 1912 nucleotides. Its product is annotated as MFS general substrate transporter. Lineage: Eukaryota; Fungi; Basidiomycota; Agaricomycetes; Agaricales; Omphalotaceae. The transcript has 19 exons. Gene Ontology annotation, molecular function: transmembrane transporter activity. The record is from RefSeq and is a predicted model, not a curated record. Gene Ontology annotation, biological process: transmembrane transport. Gene Ontology annotation, cellular component: membrane. The coding region runs from base 209 to 1702 and encodes 497 amino acids.